Molecule: messenger RNA, 1415 nt
Organism: Glycine soja
Lineage: Eukaryota; Viridiplantae; Streptophyta; Magnoliopsida; Fabales; Fabaceae
Product: clathrin light chain 1-like
Exons: 3
Coding region: 113-1054 (313 amino acids)
Biological process (GO): intracellular protein transport; clathrin coat assembly; clathrin-dependent endocytosis
Cellular component (GO): clathrin coat of trans-Golgi network vesicle; clathrin coat of coated pit; plasma membrane
Molecular function (GO): clathrin heavy chain binding; structural molecule activity
Source: RefSeq, a predicted model, not a curated record
GUUUAGUGGCACGCUCAACCUCCGUCAAAGCAAAGAAACAGUGUUUCAUCAUUUGGGUUUCGCAGAAGAGAGAGAAACCCAUUUCUAGAGAGAGAAACUCGCAGUCGCAGACAUGUCUUCCUUCGAUGCCUUCGCCGACGACUUGAACGUCAACUCUUCUUCCACUCGCCAGCACGACGAUGACGAGGACAACUUCUCUGGCUACGGCGGCUACUCCUCCUUCACCGGAGGAUUCUCCGCCGACGGAGAUGUCGCCGUCGAUCACUCCGCCGCCGCGUCGCCGGAGAUCUACGGCUUCACUGAUUCGAAUCCCGCUUACUCUCAGUCUCCCUUCGAAUCGGCCACCGUAGAGAACGAAAACGGAAACGGAUACGGCGACGGCGACGGUGUUUUUGUCUCCGACGGUCCGGUGCUUCCUCCGCCGACGGAGAUGGAGCCGGAGGAAGGUUACGCUCUUCGCGAGUGGCGCCGUCAAAAUGCCAUUCAGCUAGAGGAGAAGGAGAAAAGGGAAAAAGAAAUGAGAUUGAAGAUUAUUGAAGAAGCUGAGGAGUAUAAGGUGGCUUUCUAUGAGAAGAGGAAGCUUAAUGUUGAGACUAACAAGGUUCAGAAUAGAGAAAGGGAGAAGUUAUUCGUGGCCAAUCAAGAGAAGUUUCACAAAGAGGCAGACAAAGCUUAUUGGAAAACCAUUGCAGAGCUCAUUCCUCGUGAGGUUCCCAACAUUGAAAAGAAAAGAGGCAAAAAGGAUCAGGACAAGAAGCCAUCAAUUACGGUCAUCCAAGGCCCAAAGCCUGGCAAACCCACGGAUCUGUCUAGGUUGCGGCAAAUACUGUUAAAGCUGAAGCAUACACCACCACCUCACAUGAUUCCUCCACCACCGGCUCCUGCUAAAGACGCCAAAGAUAAUAAGGAUGGAAAAGAGAAAGCAGCAUCAAAAGCAACUGGAUCUGCAGCAGAAGGUGCACCUGAUUCACAGCCAAAGGAUGCCACCUCUAAUGGCCUCACAGAAGAACCCCAGAAAGAAGCUCCUGCCACUGAGGAGCAGCCUGCUGCAUGAUUUUGUCUAUGAUACUUUGGUUCCCCCUCAAUCUUUCUUCUGCCACCCCUUUCUCCACCCUGCAGUCUUUAAUGAAUCUUUUUGCCCUGCUAUUAGUUUCUAAUGCUUAUCGGUUGCAUUUUAUUAUUAUUAACUUUAAGGUUUUGUAUGAAUUAAAUCCAUUAUUAACAAUUAUGACGUGGAGAUUCAAUGAUCAUGGGUUUAAAUAGUACAUCCUUUUAGACAGAGUAUAUGUUGGAAUAAUUGCUGUCUGGUGGUGUCAAAUAGACAAAUACAAUGUUUAAUAUUUUUCAGUUGUUUAAAUUUCCAUUGUAUGUACCUGAUUCUGGUUUCGUUAUUUGUAGGGUAAAAUUUAAUUUUA